Fusarium graminearum PH-1 is the source of this 321-nucleotide messenger RNA. RefSeq lists its product as uncharacterized. The record is from RefSeq and is a predicted model, not a curated record. Bases 1 to 321 code for a protein of 106 amino acids. The transcript has a single exon. NCBI's taxonomy places the organism in Eukaryota, Fungi, Ascomycota, Sordariomycetes, Hypocreales, Nectriaceae.
AUGCAUACCGGCAGUUACAUUCUCAUCCCUGGCUACAACGUGAAUCCUCAAUUUUCACUCGCGAUGCGCAUGGAUUUGCCAUGUUCCCGCAUGCAUCUUGCCUUCGAAGCAGGCCCUAUUCCACCGAGAAACAAAAGCUCCAUCUCGCGUAAAGGCGCCCCAAACGGCAUCUGUGCCCCUGCGACUCAUGUCACUGCAGUGAUAUUCCCUAUUACAACCCUUUUCAGAACCAUUCACGGCAGUCUUAACCGUCUAUUUGUCUUGGCUUCUCGAUAUUGUUUUGUCUUAUCGUGCCUCACAUAUCGAUUUUACGAGAUCUGA